This is a messenger RNA of Clonostachys rhizophaga, 1752 nucleotides long. The record is from the annotation of a GenBank genome assembly. Lineage: Eukaryota; Fungi; Ascomycota; Sordariomycetes; Hypocreales; Bionectriaceae.
AUGCAUUCUCAGGCUCGUGGCAAGGCAAAGCAGAUUGGCCUCUUAUACAAAAAUGACUCUGGAGAACCGGAGUUCGCUUUGCAGCUAACAAAGAAACUUAAAGGACGUUAUGAAGAAUCUAGUAAACUACCUCAGCCAGACCUACACGAGAAUCUAUUCCCAGGGGACUACUUACAGCUCUAUUUAAACCCGAUACUAAUGUAUCUAGUAAUUUUCUUCUGUGAGAACGCUUUGAGGGACUACAAAGGUGCUGAAGGGCUUGAAACUUUAUUGAACAAGACCCCAAAAAAUGGGAACGCCAUUAGAGUCCAUUUCGACCCAAAAAUUAUGGACACUCCUGUGUUUCGAGGCGCAAACGGAGAGGACAUGCUUUCAGGGGACUCGCUUCAGAAAGAUUUUAGAGAGUCCCAAAUUCGAGGAGGGACCGCCGAACCUUACGGGCUUCAUGCUGUGCGAUCCGAGUUUCUGACGAUGGUCGACACCAACCCAAACUAUUCCGACACGCAACGGCUGCAAACAGCCGGUCACCGAAGUAACACAAUACAUCAACAAAGUUAUGCCGCCCGAAAUCCAGGAAUAGAUGGCCAGGCCUCCCUCUUCGGCAAAAAAGCUCGGCAAAUCGAUCUUGCGUAUCAAUUCCGACAGUUUGAGAUAGACUGGAGACCAGACCUUCCACAGGAGUUGCCUUCGGCCGAAUUCCGGAAGCUUCGCGAGGACGAAGAAUACAAGAAACUGGCUUCCACAGUUACAGAUCCGGAGCUCACAGAUUCGCGGAAAGUGAAGAGAGACUUACAGAAAUUGGAGGCGAGCGGCCUCGAGGCGAAACUUUCGACAACAGAAUUGAUAGAUAAAAGAUUACCGAAGAAGCAACUGAAGAAACUGGAAGAAGGCAGACUGAAAACAUACUGGUCGAAUCAACCCAAGCCUGACACGCUUGAUUUCAAAUCAUACAGCACCGUAGGGGUGGACUUACCUUUUGAACGACUGCGUCCAAUUUUGCCAAUCCGAAGCGAGCUCGCAGACAUUUUAGUUCGGCCUAUUACAAUGCGCGAACCAGAAGGUAGGAAGGCUAUUGAUUUGCUCAUCCAGCUUCACCAAGCAGUGACAGAAGUCCACCGUUCGGGGCUUGAUGCGAAUCUGUGCACCUGUCCGAAGAGGAAAACGAAGGAUAACCUUCACGUUUACGAAUGCGUCAAGAAUCAACACCAUUUUGCCGAAUUUUGCUUCUCUCCUUGCAAUGAGUGGGUUUUUAGCAAAGAGGAAUGGGACCAACAUUGUCAAAGACAUUUCCACGAUGGAAGUUUACAUAAGGAGGUUGCGUGGGGAAAAGUUGAGCGCGCUUUUAUCCCAGGUUAUUGUCCCUUCUGUCGGUGGGACGAGACUCUGAGCCCAGGAGAGCGAUUACGUGCAUUUCCUACCGAGAAAGGCUGGAGAGGACAUAUUUUGGGCCAUGACUUGAGCAAUCACUGCCACGACCCAAGAUGCAACGAGCCUUUCGAAUCUGAAACUGAUUUCCAGGACCAUAUGAAGGACGUUCAUAGAGUCCCAACCGAGCUCUUGGCCCGGGAUGAUGUGGCUGGAGGAUACAAAAGCACAAAGGGAGGUCACAAAAGGAAGUUACAAAUGGCUUUUGAGUAUAUGCAAGCCCCCGAGACUGAAAAGAAAGCCAAAGUUGAGACCUCACCCCCAUGGACGGAAGGAAGCUUCUUCGAGCAGAGAGGCUGGGCUGGACACCCCUACACUGAACCCUAG